AUGAGAUACGAACAGGAUGCCUUGGAGAUGGAGAGCCGGCAUGCACCUCGGUUAACUGGCUGUGGAGAGGCUGGCGUGUCAGAUGAAGAUUUGUCACCAUGCACCCAAUCGCAGGACCCCGAAGCGCCACCCCUGGUGCCAGAGGCCUGCCAGUCUCCAGAUACACCUGCGUCACACCUGCUCUCUGAACCAGGCACCAGCGCAUAUAUCAGCAUCUCGGGGGGUUCCGCUCUCCUGCUUGUUCCCCCCUGCAAAUUUUUCCUUCUCGAGCAUACCUUUCCAAAGUUGCUUUUGAAUCUGCUUCUAACCGCCCUCUCAGCCAGUCAAAGUGCAUUCCGCGGAUCGCAGACAAGCAGCUGCCUGAGCCAUCGGCUUGCAGAGUGCGCAACUCCUGAACCAGAAGGGGUCAGUGCAACCAACCCACGUGACAGGCCAGGCCCUUCCUGCCCUGACGUCACGAUCAUGUGCUCCAUCCUCGCUCCAGCGCAAACAACCGGCGGUAGCAGCAGCAGCAAAUGCGCAGGCGCAGGUCGCGUAUUCGCCCAUCACCCGCUGGAGAUGAUCGGCGCCGGUUUCGUGGGCGGCAUUUUACUGGGUUUGAUCAGCCGGGGAGCUCUCGGUAUCUCUCCCGCUGGGGACGGCCUGCUGGGUGGUGCAGCUUUCCGCAGGAGCGACGACCUCUCGCCGUAUAGCCCGGGCCCACCGUUGGCCGCGUGGGACGUGUACCGGGAAUAUGGGCCUUUGCCCCGCAGGGUGCGGGGAGCUGGUGGCCCGCCUGACUGGGACUGCGCCGCCGCCGCCGUGGCCGCCGGCUGGAUGACCUCGGGCCCCUUGCGGCUGGAAUUGAGCGAUAGCUGCCGGCAGCUGCUGCUGGGGUUCGCCCGGAGCGGCUCGGCUCUCAUCUGCUGCGUGGCGAGGAACGCGCGGCCGGUGCGCAUCUGUGAGGAAUGCAUCUUCCAGUUUCGUAAUUUGUGGGAGGCGUUCGCUAAUAUCUCAGAAAGUUCAGGGAACGUCAGUUGUUCAAAGCAACUUUUGAGAUCAGACCGUUUGCAAAUAGUCCUGAACAUGUAUAACUACCUGCAAACAAUUUGGACUGACUCCACGUGUGAUGCCUGUUUAAAUGGUAAUAAAACAGAACCAUCAAUGGACACUGUAAACUUUAUGAAGAUGCUGAAUGAUUCCCUGAGUUGUUUUGACCAUUACUCUUCGAACCGCCCUGAUCAUGGCAACCGUUCUGAUCUUUGCAUUAAAUGUAAAGCUUCUUACAAUAAUUUAACUGACUGGUACAACAAAAUGGCAGAUAAGCAGAACCUGUGUAUAGACAUUGUCGAUGCAAUGAACUUGACGCGGCAGCUGUGGAGCAAAACCUAUAACUGCACUAUGCGCUGCAGUGACACUGUUCCAGUCAUUGCAGUGUCAACAUUUCUUCUUUUCCUACCUGUCAUCUUCUACCUCAGUAGCUUCCUUCACUCUGAGCAGAAGAAAUGGAAGCUUAUAGAGCCUAAACGCUUGAAGCCUUGCAGCAGUGCAGCAUUCAUUGAAGACAGAUCUUCCUGAACUUCCGCCAAUAUAUUUUUAAAAAAUGACCAGGAUCAUCAUGUGGUGCAGAGAUCAAAAGAUGAGGAAAUGAUCUAGCAUUAAGAAUAUGAUUUUUGCACAAUGCAUCUUUACACCUUGUAAUUUAAACACCUACCAGUGUUUAAGAAAUUGUCUACUGAAAAUUUGCACAAAGGAAAUAUGUUCAGAUCAUUUUUUAUGUUUGUACUUGGAUCCUGUCUAUACAAGAUAGUAUUUAUGCAAGUGAGCAGCUUCAGGUUGAAUUCAAGCCAGAUCAAGACUGCUGAAACUAUUCACUUUUCUAGCUCAUUAUUGGCAAUUUUUGUCUCUGCCAGAGAUUUAAUUCUGCUAUUAAGGAAAAAAAAUCACGCUUGAAUCUGGUUUUGUUGAACUGCCCCAAGUUUGGGUAGAUCCCAACUUCUUCAGAUUUAAUAUUCAGCUCUAAGGUUUACAUGUUAAGAUAAAAAGUGACUGCAUUGCUUUUGAAACUGUAAACUAUUUGGAUUUUUUCUGUUGACUAAUUGGUAACUUAGAAUGGAGCUUUCCAAGUCACAGCUGAAUUAAAGCAUACUGGAUGUUUUCCCAGGAAAGAUGCCUCUUUCCCUGGUUUGAUGCUGCCUUUAUAUUUUAACCCUGCUGAUUUUAAAUGAUGCACUAAUUUUUCAAAAUGUGGUAGUACUGUAGUUGCCUGUGGGAACCUUUUUCUAAUUCAGCAACUAGUUUGCUGAUUUUUUUUAUUUACACAUUGUAAUUUGACAGUGUACAGCAAUCUGGCAUUUAAGGAUGUAAAUAACGUGGUAAAGGUAGAUUCAGAAAAUUUCUUUCAGUGGAAAUUCAUACAGGUUAAGAGCACAUUUCGCAUUUGCAACAAGUUAUCCUUCACACGCACUGAUAAAUCUAUGCCAUGGAUAUCCAGGUAGUGAUCUCGUAAAAGAAAAUCCCUGAGGUAUUUCAAGAAACAUUUGAAUGCUGUGAUUGUGGAGUUUGGAGGAUUUCUAUGGAAGACAUAGUGUAGAUCUUUCAAUCGGUUUGCCUCAUCUAUUUACUUUGUAUUCUUGCAAUAAGUGCUUGUCUGAAAAUUAUAUUAAAGUUGUAAAAUAGAUCUAUUGUGAGCUUACAUUGAGGACCCAUUAAGUUUUUGUUUGUUUACUAUAUUUGUGGUUUUUGGAUCACUUUUUUUGGCGAGAAUGAAGCAUUCCAUUGACUUAUGUUCACCUAAUGACUAGUUGGUGUGUCAUUUUCUUCCCUGAUAUUUAAGUAACCCUCAUCAUGUAACUUUUUGUUCUUUUGGUUAAAGCUUAUGGAUUGAAGCAACCAAAAUAUGUUACACUUUCGAUUAAAUCAUUUGGGUAAUAUCA
Molecule: messenger RNA, 2915 nt
Organism: Carcharodon carcharias (great white shark)
Lineage: Eukaryota; Metazoa; Chordata; Chondrichthyes; Lamniformes; Lamnidae
Gene: ostm1
Product: osteoclastogenesis associated transmembrane protein 1
Exons: 8
Coding region: 1-1557 (518 amino acids)
Cellular component (GO): cytosol
Source: RefSeq, a predicted model, not a curated record